AUGAAGAUGAAUUUGCUUAUUUUCCUUCUCUUUAAUCUGAUAUACGUAGCAAGAGGAAAUAGCAAGCCAAAUAUUUUGUUCAUAUUUGCUGAUGACUAUGGCUUCAACGAUGUUGGCUACCAUGGUUCUGAGAUAAAAACACCAGUCUUGGACAAACUAGCAAAUGAAGGUGUUAUCCUCGAGAACUAUUAUGUCCAACCAAUAUGUACUCCGACAAGAUCAACAAUGCUUACUGGUCGAUAUCAAAUUCAUACAGGUUUACAACAUGGCGUUAUAUUCGCUGCGCAACCAAAUUCCAUACCUCUUGACGAAACCACAAUCGCAGAAAAAUUAAGUGAAAGCGGUUACAAAACUCAUAUGGUUGGGAAAUGGCACAGUGGAUAUUAUAAAAAAGAGUGCAUGCCAACCUACAGAGGAUUUGACUCUUUUUUUGGAUUACUCAACGGAGUUGGGGAUCAUUAUACACAUAUGCUAAGCAGAGGUGGGUGGAGCGGUUAUGAUCUGCGCAGAAAUGAAACUGUAAGCACAAAGGAAAAAGGACAGUAUUCGACGUUUAUAUUUGCAAAAGAAGCUCAGGAAGUUAUCACGAAUCAUGAUUCCAGUUCCCCAUUGUUUUUAUAUUUAGCAUUUCAAGCAGUGCAUACUCCCUUGCAAGUGCCCGAACAAUAUAUCCAGCAGUAUGAGGGAGUGAUAAAAGAUAAGAAAAGACGUACUUAUGCCGGUAUGGUGUCUGCUAUGGACGAAGCCAUAGGAAAUGUAACCAAAACACUCCAAGAAAAAGGACUUUGGGAUAACACUGUGUUGAUAUUUAGCACUGAUAAUGGUGGUCGUGUGUAUGACGGGCAAAAUAACUGGCCAUUGAGGGGUUGGAAAGGAUCAUUGUGGGAAGGUGGUAUACGUGGUGUAGGAUUUGUGAACAGCCCUUUGUUAACAAAGCCAAGAAGAGUUUCGCAUGAAAUGAUCCAUGUUUCUGAUUGGUUUCCGACUCUGGUGAAGUUAGCUGGUGGUAAUUUGAAAGGUACAAAACCUUUAGAUGGUUUUAAUGUUUGGGAAACAAUAAACACAGGUGAACCAUCUCCUAGAACUGAACUAUUGCACAACAUCGAUCCAGUACAGACACCAUGGUAUGGUAAACCGGGAAGUGGUGGUUAUCAAUGGUGUCCACAGGCCGCAUUACGUGUUGGGGACUGGAAACUACUCACAGGAUGUCCGGGAGAUUCACGUUGGAAUCCACUUCCGAACUCAAGCCUCAACUUGAAUGAAGAAAAUUAUUUGAACAAUGACACCAAAAAGUUGUUUUUGUUUAAUAUUGCCCAGGAUCCUGAAGAACGACAUGAACUAUCUUCUCAAUAUCCAGAGAAAGUGAAGGAAUUAUUGUUGCGACUUGAAGAAUACAAUAGUACUGCAGUGCCUGUACGAUUUCCUAACCCUGAUCCUGCUGCUAAUCCUGCGCUGCAUGGUGGGGUAUGGUCACCAUGGGUCACCUCAGAACAUAGUGGUGUACUGCAUAGUAAUUAUGCAUGCAUGGUUGCAAUGUACUGCAUACUAAUUAUACAUGUAUGGUUGCAAUAAAUAAAGUUGACCAAAGAUCGAUUCGAACUUGCUAUCUUACGCGUGAAUUUAGAAAACUAAUUAAAGUGUUUUAUGCGAUUUAAAUAUUACAAUUAUGAAAACUAUUAUGUACUAUUUAAAACAAGAGUAGGAGUGUCUUAUCAGAUAUAACAUAAAAAACGAUUCAUCUUAUAUGAGUUCAUUGGCGAAGUAAUUUUUAAAAUAAACUUUGUCUAAACCGAGAAAAUCAAAGCUAAAGUUUAUGUAAAUUAACAUGAUUUUUUAUCACAUAUAAAGAUACGACAAGUUUAUGAUUUUUCUUUGUGUUUUCCUCCUGAAUUAUUAAUGAGUUUUUAAGUAUAAAAAUCUUUAUAUAAAAAUCUUUAUAUAGUUUGCAUAACAAUGGCCUUUUGUUAAAGUGUUCUUUAGCUGGUAUAAAGACGUAUGCACGUGACUAAUUUCUUACUCAAGAUUGGAUAAUUUUUGAAUGAUAUAAUUAAAUGGUUCCUUGAGUAGUUAAGAUACAACUGUGUCAUGCAUGUAAAUAUGCUAUCAUUAUAGAAACAGCGGUCAGAAUGAAUAAAAUAGCAAUAGCAAUUUAUUUAAUGUCUAUUAUACUGGAUGUGGUUGCUCAGUUACCCACAGUUAGUAGAAUAGGUUCCAUAGAUAUCUUAUAUACACUAGAUAGCGCAUCUCCUUAAGUAAAAUUGAAGCCAAGAAUAUUCCAGCGGUUACCGCCAUUUGAAUAGAUGGCGGCCAUGUUGGAGUUUCCCACUCGCUAAUAAACGCUUAAAAAACAACAAUAACUUUCAUCAUUUGAACAGUUUGAAAAUGUAUUUGGAAUAGGUUUAACUUUAAUAAUGUUUAAGUUCCCUGUUUAAGAAAUAGAAAACAUACGACUCUUCUCAUUUCAUGGGAAUAUCCUGAGUCUGCAAUCACGGCUUCAAUUUUUGAAUUGCAGAAUAAUUAGAUGCACUAUCUAGUGUAUAUAAGAUAUCUAUGAUAAACGUACUCAAGAACAAAGGGCUAAGGGCGCUUUCCAUUAACUCGGCUAAACCGGACAGAUUGUUGAAUGGAACACAAAACGUUUGGGCUUCGGACCUGGAUGAAAAUAGAAGGAGGCCCAUUUUCGCUAGUCUCCCUCCCAGCCGCUCUUUGUGUCGAGGUUUCUCCCCACGAGCGGUUGCUCACUCGAGCACAACAUUUCAUUCCCUUUGGCUUUGUCUUACGUUAACCAAUCAGAUUUAGCGACAUAAAUAUCUUAAUAAGUCCAAGGAAAGGAAUGUUGUGCUCGAGUUAGCAGCCGCUCGUGAGGACAAACCUCGACACAAAGAGCGGCUGCGAGGGAGACUACAUUUUCGCUAGAUCACAAAAUUUUAAGGUUACAGAACACCUUUGAGUGUUAAUUUUGCCUAAUUUUUUUUAUUGGUUUUCAUGAAAGCAUUAGACUAGUCGUACUAUCUGCAAAAGUUUGAAUGAAAAAUGUUGAAAACUCGCAGAGUUAUUUAACAAAAUACAUUUUGCUGCAAUAAGAAAAACAUUGAAAAUGCAAUAUUCAAAUUCAAUUUUCUUCCGAAACAUUUUACGGCAAUUACUGAUUUUCAAACGAGUUGUUCUCCUGUGGGUUUUAACGAAUUUUUCUCAAAUUUUCACAGGACAUAGCUAAAGACGUCAGUUUCAAAAUUGUGUUCGGCUUUGUUCUAAUUUUGGAUAUUUUAAUAAUGAGCAAUUCACUCAAACGAUUCAGAAAUAUAUUGCAGUCGUCAAAGAAAUCGCCAUAUCAGCGGAAUGACGAAAUAAACAAAAAUUUCCGAACAAAAUUUUUUAGAACAACUAUUUUACUGUAUAAAAAUGAUAUUUUCAUAAAUAUAACUUAAAACCAGCAGGAGCACAACUCAAAAGCGUAACGGUACCGCGAUUUAAGAUUUUCCUGAAUAAUUCUUACAUUAUUUUAUUGUUUGUUAAUUUUAUAACUUUACCAUAUUUUACAUGCACUGGCGAACAUUUGGUGAAAAUUUGAUGAAAAUCGGACUGAUUUUGAGCGCGCAGUAGCGAUUUUCCACAAAACGCCAAAAAGGUCGUUCAAAUAAUGUAUAUUUAGGCCAUAGUGACAGUGGUCCAAACAUUCGUAAGUUCCCCAGAGAGUGCACCGUGAUCGGAAUACCAUGCGUGGUGUUAGUGCUUGCAUUGAAAAAGACUAUUCCGAGUCAGAUUUUGAAAGCUAUAAAGCUGAGAGUAUUUCUUUCACUUGUAGAUUCUUGAAGAAAACAUCGGUUAUUUAGUUGGUGAUAGUUUGCUGGCUGCUGCUUUCCUCUCAUAUGCUGGACCAUUUCUCUCCAACUACAGAGAUGAACUCGUUAUGCAAAACUGGAUCGCUCAGGUAAUUCAAAUUCAUCCGGACUGCAGAGUAAUGUGAUGACUAAUAUUCUAAAAGGUUUAAACUAACAAAAAAUUCUAAUCAUUGAUAUUCAGGUCCGGGAGCUGAAAGUAGCAUGUACGCCAAAGUUCUCUUUUGCUGAAUUUUUAGCCAAGCCAACAACUGUUCGUCAGUGGAAUAUUCAGGUACGUAUAACACUGGGUUUUAUAUUGUAUGAAGUGAACAAGUUUAUACUAUGUAGAUCUUUUUCCUAGGGUUUACCUUCAGAUCAGUUCUCAACAGAAAAUGGUGUUAUUGUUACACGUGGAAACAGGUAUGCACUGUUUUUUUAACAAAUAGACAACAUUUUCCUGUGUCUACCAGGGCUCGACGUUUAUCGCGGCAAUUGCCGUAGAGGGAGAACAAAAUGCCGUAGAUCAUUGUGGCAACGACGGCAAUUUUUUGCCGUAUAGUGCAAUUUUUAUACUAUUCACUGUGCAUUACUAUUUUGAAUUUUUGAUACUUGAAUUCAGAUGUUGACCAAAUAAUGCGUUUUAGUCUCAUGUUUCUAGCUUGUCAAAAACCAAAGUAACAAUAAAAUUAAAGUUUUUUACAGUAAUUUGAAAAAUGCCGUGGAAAAUGCCAAAAUUGCCGUAGACAGCUGUUACGUUUUACGGCAAUUUUUAGCACCAUUGCCGUCGAUUGAUUUCAGGGAAAUUCGAGGCCUGGUGUCUACUUAAGGACAUGUUACACAAGGUAAUUUUUGCUGCAACUUGCAUGCAACGCAAUUUCUGACAUAGAACAUGUUAUCUAAAAACAAUAGUCGCAGGAAAAUUGUGAACAUGGCUCAUGUAUCUAAAUGUUUUGGGACUUUGAAGUGCGACGAAGUUGCAGUUAUGAUAAUGUAUGUAGUAAUACAACAUUUGCAUGCUGUUUGUGUUGACAAAGCUUGCUGGUAUUGUCAGUUUUUAUUGUCAGUUUUUGUUUUUUAAUAAGUAUUUCUUUUACAGGUGGCCACUCAUGGUUGAUCCACAAGGACAAGCGAUAAAAUGGAUAAAAAACAUGGAAAAUACAAAUGUGAGCAAGAAUGUUAAUAUAUACUGCCAAUUUAGUAAAUUAGCUACUAAAGAUAGGUCGACAGAGUAAACCAGUGGUGUAACUUUACUUUUUUGACCACUUGCCCUCAGGGCAAGUUGGACAUGAAAAUUAGUUGCCCUGAAUAAUAUUCACUUGCCAUCAGACAAUAGCCAUUGGGGGUACCUAGGUAGGAGGUAUAAAUUAAGGAGACAACAUGUCGACCCGUUCUCCCACUGCUCUAUAUACUCUAUGUUAUACCCUGCCGCAGAUCUAGCUUUUGCCCACAAAAAAAAAAUUGAAUCAAGUACAUGCACUAUAAAAAAAUUAUCCGACAAUGAAAACAUAAACUUAAAGAUGCCCAGCAUUUUGUAGCAAGGCAAGUUGCCCAAUCGGGCAAGCAAGAUAAAACGUUUAUUUGGACGUCAUGAUAUUCUGCCCUGGGCAAGCGAGCAAAUGUUAAGUUACACCUCUGUAAACCAAAAGUAAACUUGUAAACAACAUGUAAAAUUAGUCCAAUACACUGCAUUCUGAUCUAGUAAAAUUUAUUUAAACUCGAAAUUUUAAAUCUGAUGCAUGUAUAAAUGUGAAUAUCCUUUGUAUGCAUAAUAAGUCACCUCACCUCGUAUUUUUGUAGGGUCUGAAAAUAAUUGACUUGCAGCAAUCAGAUUAUUUGAGAACUUUGGAAAAUGCAGUUCAAUUUGGUUCACCUGUAUUGCUUCAAAAUGUCCAGGUAACUGCAAUUCGUGCAAAAUAUUUAAUGUAAUAAUCCUGAUGCUUAAGAUCAUUACUAUAAGGGUUAAUAUCAGCCACCGCCCCUUCUCAAAUAAAUCGAAUUUGUCUGAGGAUGGAUUUCAGAAGUGGAUGCACAAAGGCCUAGAAUCAAAGGGAAUCCACCCCCAUAGGGAUUUUGCUGUAGAUAGAAAUGGUAAACUAAAUAUAUUAGUAUAUAUUGGAUUGAUGUUGGCACAACCUCUUGACAGCCGGGAACAUAUUUUGAAGAUAACACUAUUGACCAACAAAGUUAAGAACUCCCCAGGAUACAAAUAUUUCUAUAACCUCUUCAUAACCUCUGCUAUUAGCGUUAGGAAGCGUUGCGAGAAGUAUAGUGCUUUUAUCCAACUUUUCACAAUCUUAGCAAGUUCGUGUAUGAUCUAAACAUCUGAAAUGUAUUUUAGCAAAUGUAUGGUACUGUUCUUUACUGUCAUAACGUCACUUACUUUAUAUUCCUUACUUACUUUAUGCUUUUAUAGGAGGAACUUGAUCCCUCGCUUGCACCAAUUCUCAACAAGUCCUUCAUAAAAAGAGGUAA
Messenger RNA from Paramuricea clavata, 6293 nucleotides. The record is from the annotation of a GenBank genome assembly. Lineage: Eukaryota; Metazoa; Cnidaria; Anthozoa; Malacalcyonacea; Plexauridae.